This is a messenger RNA of Podospora pseudopauciseta, 1054 nucleotides long. RefSeq lists its product as uncharacterized. The transcript is spliced from 3 exons. The record is from RefSeq and is a predicted model, not a curated record. NCBI's taxonomy places the organism in Eukaryota, Fungi, Ascomycota, Sordariomycetes, Sordariales, Podosporaceae. The coding region runs from base 1 to 954 and encodes 317 amino acids. Gene Ontology annotation, molecular function: methyltransferase activity.
AUGGAUGCAAAGGGGAGAGUUAUGCUCCAGGAAGUCAGCGGUUGCUUCAACAAGGAAGCAAAAUCAGACAAUUCGUGGCCAGCCGGCUCCAGAUUCAUGUCGUCCAUUCAUGAUGCCCGCUGUGGGCAGUCAAGCAACCAAUCUUUCCUGUCCGUCGUUGCGACCAGUCAUGUUUCACGAAAAAGAAAAAAAAAGAAAAUGUCGAAGCUGACCAAGCUGUGUGUUACGGCAGGUACCGGAACGGGCAUAUGGGCAAUAGAAGUCGGCGACAAAUACCCAAACACCACAGUCACCGGCAUCGACCUCUCCCCCAUCCAGCCAAACUACGUCCCCGAGAACGUCCACUUCUUCGUCGACGACUUUGAUGAAGAAUGGGUCGACCCGGACGACAAGUACGACUUUAUCCACAUCCGAAAUGUGAUGCACUCCGUGACGGAUACAAAAGCGCUGCUUUCGCGGGUGAUGCGCCACCUCAAACCAGGAGGCUAUAUCGAAAUCCAAGACCUAGACAUCACCCCCCUCUCCGACGACGACACCCUCACCCCCACGACCCCCUACGCCCUACGGGAUUUUCUAAAAUACAUGGCCGCCGGGCUCGCAGCCCUGGGCUCGCACAUGCACGCCGUCCACAAACUACCCGAUGAGCUCGAAGCGGCUGGCUUCGAAGACAUCAAGAAAUCCAAACACAAAGCGCCCAUAGGGAUGUGGCCCAAGGACAAGAGGUUACGACUUUGCGGGUUGUUUUUGAGGACGGCGAUGAUGGACGGGCUGAGGGGUGUGAGCCAGAGGCCGAUGGCGGCGUUGGGGUGGACGCCGCUGCAAAUUGAGAUGGUGUUGGUCAAUGUGAGGAAGGCGUUGAUGGAUCCAAAGGUGCAUGCGUAUUUUACUUUUCAUGUCAUCUAUGCUAGGAAACCGCUGCAGGCAGGAGGGGGUCCUGGGUCUGAUGAACCAUGACGACGUGAGGGGCCUAUCCAUCUGGAAAUGAAAUACGGCAAGCGCCACCGGAACUGUGUAAAUAGGUGAUGAAAUCAAAGUAUAUUAUCCAUCAUGCUGA